GCUCCUGCUUCUCCUCUGAAGGGAAUGCAGCUGCUCCCCAGCCAUGCUGGGCUGCCCUGUGCCAGGUGGAGACGUCCCUGGUAGUUGGAUUUAGAGGGGACCAAGACUUCCUGCAGCGUGAGAGGGGGGCCCAGCCCUGCCUCCCCCCCCCCCUCCCAGCCCACUCAGGAUGCUGGCCGGCUGGAGAGAGCUCUCUGCAGGGAUUGGUGCCACGCUUUGCUGCCUCCUCUUCUUCUGGCUCUUGUAUUCUCAUCCACCUAAGGAAGGGAAGGAGCUGGAGGUGGGGACGUGUGAGAUUACGGCACUGAACAGAGACCUUAGCCACCCCAGGAGGAUGAUCGCCUGGCAGACAGCACGCUGUGCCUGCAGGAGAGGCCAAGUCGCAGGCACAACGAAGGCAAAACCUGCCUGUGUGGAUGCUCAGCUCAUUGCCAGUAAGCAGUGGUGCGGGAUGGAGCCCUGUGACGAAGGGGAGCAGUGCACUUUGUUAAUAAAUCGUUCAGGCUGGAGCUGCACUAGACGACUGGGACGAAUAAAAACCGUCACAGUCUCCUGACAGCAGCAGCUGACAGCCCGAGCCUGGUGCCUCCACUCCUGGCUGCCGCAGCAGUACAAAUACCACUGCCCUGGGGUAAGGGGCCAGCUCCUCUGUCCGCAUCCCCGUGGGUCAGUCUCCUUGCAGCAGGGCCUGGCAAGUCUCUGCUCUGCAGCCCACACGCUGGACACAGAACCGCUUGGGCAGGGUGUCUCGCUCUGUUGCUGGCUGGGAUGAUGCCAAACAGCUGGAAAGACGUGUUGGGUUUAUCCCUAUCUAAUGGAUUUCUGUCAUCCGGAGGGGUUUUAACUGAAAUGCAUCUUUCUGCAAAUCUUUUCAUUGUGAACAGAGGGAGCAGCCCCUUGGCACCCAGAGGGUUAAAGAGUGGACAUAUUUGCUGCAGCUGGCUCACUAGGGAGCAGCCCAGGCUGUGAGACUCAAGGAGAGAUGGACACAGGCUGACGUUUAACCACAACGGAGCUGAGGGUUAGGGAUGUCUGUCCACCACCUUGAAGUAAACUCUCUUUUGUAUUUCUCCUCCCCACCCAAUCUCCAGAGAGUGAGAGGAUGCAGAGGGGACAGCACCGGAGAGAAGGUGCUAAGGUCAUCUCAUCUCUACCCCACUGGUUCACCUUCAGCCCUUUAGAGAGUCCCCUGAGGUUGUGGGGUUGUCUGAGCCAAGCCCACACCCCACACUCAGCAGCACAGGUUCCCCACAGGCUGCUGAGUUGUUCCAUAGGGAAAGACUGAUUCGAUGAGUUUCUCUUUCCUUUCCAUUUGCAACUUGUCCAUCAGCAGCUCACAAUUUCCCCAGGUUUAUUCAGCGGCUCAGAACAAAUGGCCAAAUUAUUCCUACGGAUAAAUUCUCAGCCUGUCGCCCACUUGCAGUCAAUUCAUCACUGGGUGGGUGGGGAAAAAAUAAUCUUUCAAUUGAGUCAUGUUCAUUUGUUUUGAUUGGUCCUAUGGUGGUGUUUUGGGGCUUUGACUGGGCCAGCAUCGCUCUUGGGAGGAGAUUACAUGUUCCAAAUUGGGGUCCCACGAGUGCCCUCCACCUUCCCGCUGACGUCACUGGUAUGAAACGCUGGCUAGGAGAUUCCCAGAGGGCGGCGGGGGUUCAGUUUUUUGUCAGUGGAGUAUAGUCUGGGGAGGUAUUCGCCGUGUGCAUGGGCAGGAGGGAGAGAGAGGGUGGAGUGAGGACGUGCUGAGACCCUGAGCUGCUGGGUUGUUUGCCUCACACUGGUCUGAUCCCACAGUGGAAGUAAGAGGAAGGUCAGGGGAGCUGGCCAGGGUGCUGGGGAAGCACUCAGGGCUCGAUGUUGCAGCCUUGUCUAGACCAGGAUUUAGGAGGCAUUGGCUAACUUGUGUUCACGGCCUGGUGCAGACAAGGCAGGGUGCCUUUAACACACGUUGCAUGGCUCAUGUUAAAGCCUGGGUCAAGGCACCAGUGUAACACAUUAAAAGCACAUUGCCUUGACCACACCAGGCUGUUAACACCUUCCAAAUCCUUGUCUGACAAGGCCUGAGAGGUGCUGAGUGCCUACAACCCACUCUGAAGCUAAUGGGAGCUGAAGGUGCUUGGCACCUCUCAGGAUCAGGCCUUUUCUGCUGCAUAGAGAGCGCUUUAUGGUGGUCAGAACUACACAGCUGAAGAAGAGAAGGUCCAUGCCCUGAAGAGCUUAUCCUUAGAGAGGCACCUGAGCCAAAGCUGUGCGUGCAGACAUCCCCAAGCUGUGGACAAGUUUGGAUCUCAGAGCCUUGCAUGUCCUUCUCCAAGGUACCAAGAGGUACAGAGCCAUCAACACACAUGAAAUACAUCUGGUCACUAGUGCAGAGAGGCCCUGCAGAACAGCUGGGUCUGCAUGGGAAGGAGGAGGCCCAUAGGAAAGGUCACUUGCAAUUCAAGAGGACAGCAUGGCAGAAGGCAGAGAGCAGGCCAAGGGGAGACUGAGCAAGACCAACAUGGAUCAAAGUUCACAGGAGUCCUUGAGGCACUGAUUUAAACUAGGAGAGGCUUGAUCCCUGCUGCUGGGGUGUCUCUGAAUGCUAGACAGUGGGCAGCAUUGUCCAAGAGGGGUCUCACUCUGUGCCCCAAUACUGAGAGUCAACAGGCAGCUGGCUGGUGAUUUACAGCAUUUUUCUAUCCUGGUUCCAAGAGUGGCUUUGUAGUUGGGGAUUGCAGGCUGGGCCAUGGGCUGGGUUCCACUUUUCAUUCCCUGCAGCCCAGGGGUGACCUGGCCCAGUCCUCUCUCACUUGGCAUAAAGAGCUGGCUGCUGCUAGGGGGAAGAUCCCUGUCCUUAGCAAGUCCCACUCCAUCAUCUUGAAAAUAUUAACAGGGGUCCUUCUCCUCCCCCACCAUCUCAUUGUGAGUGGGACUCUGAUCCAUGGAAUUUUUUCCACUGUAAUAAGUUUCCAAAAAACUUGUGAUGUCAACAACGUAAGGAAAUAAAAUUCUAACUUUAUUAAUCAAA
Chelonoidis abingdonii (Abingdon island giant tortoise) is the source of this 3004-nucleotide messenger RNA. Its product is annotated as chemokine-like protein TAFA-5. NCBI's taxonomy places the organism in Eukaryota, Metazoa, Chordata, Testudines, Testudinidae. The record is from RefSeq and is a predicted model, not a curated record.